UCUAAUUCCUCCUCCAAAUAUUCAAGUAAGUCGUCUACAGGCACUUUUGUAAAUAAAGAGACAACAUCAAAACUAACGAUAUUAAAAUAAAAAUUCAAAUUUAAACUAUUCAAUUGUUGUGACCUGUCCGGGCCCUGCAUUGCUAUCUUAAAAGGACACGGCACCUUAGGCCAGGCUACCGCAGACUUUUUGUUAGCACAGGACGUACAAAGAAAGAGGUGUCGAAGAAUACUACCUCUUUUUGAGUACAGGAAGCCAACAGACAGGCAUACUUGACUCUUGAUGAUUCCGCCACCAUGUCUGUGCAGGCUAGAGCACAUGACGUUAGGGGUUUUGGUCGCUCUGGCUUUCAAAAAGAACUUGGUUGUAUAUAGUGCUGAACGCUGGUACUUGGUUAUGCCAGUCCACGUUCACCUCUUUCUAUCUUAGGAUGUUGCCCACAGAUCUACGGACACGUUUUCCCUUGGUCCUGUGAUGGCUACCCAACAGAUUGUGUAACUCAUAGUUGCCCUUAACAGGACACUAUUGUAUCUUACCUAAGAUGAUUGUGUGGAUGAGAGAAUGAGUGACUUGGCUGGUCUCUUUCUUUCUCCUGUACCUUUCCUUCUUCCUUCGGGUGGGUUUAGGAAUAGAUAUGUCAUUCACUGGACUGGUCUGGCACAGGUGAGUAAGGUAGUCAUACUGAUAGUGUGGUCGCUUGGUAUACAAAUAUCCAACCCUCUAUUCAGUAGCAUAUGCUCUGCUCCUUGGCAAGGGGGAGUUGGGAGCAGUAACAAACCCUGGUGUGCUGGUUUGCUAUUGGACAGUCAAAAGUUUCUCUUUGGUUCCUUAUACAAUGAUUAUCCCAUAUAUCGUACGUUACUCAGUGCCUGGGUAGUUAGAUUUCAAUUUAUCUAGCUUCUCACGGGCUUCAGUCCCUCUCUGGAAGUUAUUUCUUCUGGAGCUGGACUGGUGGGCAGGCCCCCAGCCAGUUUAGGAUGUCUUGUACCUCCCUCCAAGUAUGAGUCUAUCCUAUUGUUAAGACCGAAUGUUUGUUCACGUAUGAAGAAAUGACAAAUUCUCUAAGACAAUUUGCAUUUUUCAUAGCUACAAACCUGAAGUCUUAACAUUGUACUGCCCACCUCUAGCUGCCUCUCUGUCUGCUAAGACAUCCUGAGUUGGGAAAGACUCAGGAACACUUAAAAUAGCCAACAACUCUGGUGUUGGCUUUAGCCUUGUAGAGUCAAUGGUAUAACUAAAUAUUGCACCUUAUCUACACCAAAAAGAACACUUAGUAGGAUACAAUUUCAGUCCCACAUCCUGUAAUCUUCUUAUAACUUCACCAGAAUUUGAGUCUGACACCAAAAUGUUCGUCAAAAACACACACACCUGGAAUACCCCGUAAGAGAUCCUCUACAGCUCUAUGAAAUAUUCCUGGAGCACUAGCUGUGCCAAAACACAAGCGGUUGUAUGGAAACAACCCUCAGUAGGUAUUUAUAGUAUAGUCAAAGGACGCGACUCAGGACAGCAAAAUUUGAUUGUAUGCUUUUGUCAUGUCAAGUUUUGGCAGACUUUUACGUAACACUACUCAAAGCAGCGAAAACAUCCUCAAUCCUAGGUACACGAUACUUUGUGACUUAAUAGUUUGGUUAUCUGUUAACCUAUAGUUGCCACAUAUACGCAUUGUGCCGUCAUCUUAUAGUACAGACACAAUAGGAUCUGCCCAAUUAGUUUGUGCAACAUGCUGAAUAAUAUUCUGCUCCAACAGCUUACCUAAAGUAGCAUCAACCUUAGUAUGCAUAGCAGAGGGAAUGUUACAAGCCUUACAGUAUCAAGGGGAUACCGACUCUUCCAAAUCAAAAGAAACUAGAUUCUAGACCUUUGAAAGUUCCUAGUUCAUCCUUAAACACUUCUGGAUACUUAGCUACUAGUACUGACUUAGGCUUAUCAGCAACAGCAUGAAUAUGUAGUACAGUCAUCUAAACUGAGUGAAAAUUCAGAGCAUGCAUCCAAUCAAUCAAGGCCCAAUAAGUUAGGACCCUUAUCCUUAACAAUGACAAUGGCUUGUUCCUUCAAGACCCAACCUCGGAAAUCAAUCUUCACCCGAACAUGGCCCCUUACUUGGAUACUAGAUUCUCCAUAUUGGAUUAGCUCUAUAGAAUAUGCUAUAAUUUUGGAUUUGUUAUUUCGGAAAACUCUCUAGGAACUCACGUUCAUUCAUUAGGGUACGUGCAGCACCAGUGUCCUGCUGAAAUUCUACAUCUGCCCAAUCAUUUAGCAUUAGCCUAACAUAAUACGGUUCUUCCAGCUCUUCCAUAUUACAGGAAUGAACUGUUAAAAUGUACUUUCUCAACUCCUUACCACUAGAGUUACAUUCUUGGACACAGCUGAAGUUUUAUUAGCUCUAGACUUCUUAGAAAAACAUACUUUAGCCAGGUGAGCCUUUUGCGUUGACACAAAUAACACUCAGAAUUAAUAACUGGGCAGUCACUCUUCCAAUGACUUUUCCCACAGUCACUGCAGGGCUUCAGAUUUACUUGAAAGAGCUUCUCUGGCUUUUUCCUUCUGUAGACAUGAAACUAGAUUUAGGACUAGUAGAUUUAAUGUCAUUUAUAUCUCUACUAUGAGAAUUUGCCUUCUAACUGAACUCUUGGACAUCUUCGUCAGCUGCUUCCCUCACAACAGCAAUCACUACUGAACGAGUGAAAGUUACGUUCUUCUCUGUCCAAAGAACUUACUGCAUACUGUUACAUUUAUUGAUCUCCUCGUCUACCCAGCAUUUAGUUAAAUAUUUUGAUUGUUAGAAAAGCAGCCAUUUUCCCCAAAUCAGCUGAUUUCAAAGGGGAAAACGCCAGCCAGAGAUAGGAAUUUCCUGUUAGAGAGGGGGAAUAGAGACUCUUGUCAGCCUUAGGGACAUAUCCAAAAGGGAAGUGUGUAGCUAGCUAGGUACUUAUUAGACCUACAUCUUAAGCUCCUUUUUCCUGUGAACCCUUUGCUGGCUGUAUGUUGUUUCCAGGAUCCCCUCCUCUGGGGGGGGGUAAGCUGAAUCCAUCCCCCAUGAAGGACACCUGCAGUCGCUCUCAGUCCGCUCCAAGCCGUGAUCUCUGACGGAUGUCCCCAGCCAGCAGCCUUCCAUUUAGGCCUACCAAGGUGUUACUGGCGCACUCAGACCUGAGAGAAAGCCGACGCUGCAUUCUACAAAGGUCCACUUACUAUGGCAUCCAGAUUGGCUGAGUCAUGUGUCCAAGUCUUCGCGCCCGCAAGUGCUGCAUUACCGCAAGAUAAUAUGAACAAUUUUGAAAACCAACUUUUACAUGAAUCUCAUUUUAGCCAACUAUCCCCUUGUGAGAUAUAAUAUUGUUUUCCCUUGCGGACAAGCUGCAUUUACUCCUUCUCCAGGCCAUUAAAUGGCCUCUUGUAAAUAAAUGUGUGUAAAGUAAUUGGCUGAGUUUUCUGGCGACCUCCUCUAGAGAAAAUUAACACAAUACGUAAAUCCAAGCAAUUUAUUCUGCAUUUUCCCUCAAAUAUUUUUCUUUAUGUAUUUGGGCCCUUCAGGUCGGGCUUCAAACGUAAAAAUGACGAACCUUGCCGAGGAUUCGAACCUAGUUUUCUUAAAAAGCUUGUAAAUUGUGUUAUCCCUUGUAAAACGUAAAACUGUAAAUGUUUUUUACAAAGCGUAAAUCAAAGCACACUUGCAGUGGGAGACACACGCACGACUCACGGUAAGGCAAAUCAUUCUUAUAAUAUGAUUAUUUAUAAACAAUGUUAGCUUAAGGUACGUUAAGGAAUUAUUUUAAAAGUGGUUUAAAAGAGUGUUAAGUAGAAAUAUUAUUAUUGUAAUGGCGAAAUCGCCAGAGCUUAAUUUUAGCGGCAAGCAAACAAUUUGCCCCGCGAAUUCUCUAUUGUCUUGUAUGAGCUCGAACGAGCACGUGUGUAUGAUAGAUGCCAGAAAGUACUAGUUCAACCUAGGAGGUGCUUUGCCAGGGUUUAUUGCUGUGUCAGAAAGCCAAGCUAGUUAAGAAUGUUCUACUAAUAGUUACGGCAAAAGAAGUGUAUAAUUCUUUUGUCUGUGAUAUGUUAGGGGAAUUCGUUUUAACUUAGUUUUCAUUUCAAGUGUUGGUAACCGCUUAGCCUGCCAGCUCUCGCUUGGCGCAUGCGCUCUCUCAGGCCUGCUAGCCAACCUCGGUCUCACAAAGCAAAGCAUUCAUCACCUCAAGCGUCAUCUCAAUUAUUUAAGCAAAGUAACGUAAGUCUUGAAGUUUUAACGUAAAUAAUAUCAAUCUUGAUACUAGUAUCUAUCAUUCUGCCAGAGAAAUUAACGUUAAUUCGCCUUGAAUAAUAAACUAGAAUUUUAAAUCGCCUCCGCGUUUACAGAAAAUCAGCUGAUUCGCCAUCGCGGGUAGCAGCCCGCUCUGCUAGCCUCACCACACGUUUCACCUUGCAUCGCUCACCCGCUUGCUGAGCGAAAGUUUCAUUUCACUUCGGACUUAACGUAAUCUUUUCCAAUUACAAAUGUUUUGCUAACAUUUUCAUCUAAAAAUCCUUACCGUCAUUUCACUUGUCACAAAGACCUAGUAACCUUACGUAAAGUUAACGUAAAUCUUCAAAGUAGAGUAAAUUACAAGCAUUUAUAACGUAAAAUGCGUCAUUGUAAAAUUCAUAUUAAACGCAAAUCGUUUCAAAGUAACGUAACAAUCGUUCACAGCUAGAGCGUUCUAUUUACAUAUAACUUAUUCAAAAGCAAUUCUUCUAUUAAACUUUAACGUAAGGGAAUCAUUUAACGCCAGUUGCGUCAUAUUAAAACUAAAAGUAUUAGUUCAAAUAAAUACAAGGGAGUUCGUCAUAUAUCGUUUCACCCUCUCAGAGAGAGAGAGAGAGAGAGAGAGAGAGAGAGAGAGAGAGAGAGAGAGAGAGAGAGAGAGAGAGAGAGAGAGCCUAUUAUUCCAAAAGCCAAGAGUACUAUGUCUAUUACUUAUACGCAUGCAACAUUAACAUUAUUUUAGUCUCGUGUCUUUCAUUUACACUGAGCGUGAUACACGCCUGUGUCCAUUUAUUUCAUGUGCCGAGUACUUUAGCCAAGAAUUGAGCAUUUCCAAAAUUUACCAUUACCUGUCGUUGCUCGAAUGGUCUUUUCCAUUUUUUAUCACAAAAAGACUUGUGUAUACCACAAGCGCAGAUUGCACAGUGUGCACCGCAACCUCAUUACUUCCAUCAAGGAAGUCGUUACCAGUCUAGGACUGGCCACCACCAGUGCAUGUCAGGCCUUAUCAAUUUACAGUGCCACUAAUUCUCUCCUCCACCAUUACACUCUGCCACGAACAGAGUGCCAUUUCCCUUCAGUAUAUUUGAGUAUACUGCAUUUAGUGUCGUCCGACAGGACACACCAGCAUGCUACCAGUGCCAUUGCACCUGUACAGGCCGCACAGGUAGCUCUUUACCUGCGUGUCCGUCCUUACGGAAUGCCCAAUUCAUUAGUGUUUCCAUGUACAAGGAUCAGUGAUCUUUCAGAACACUCCACAAGGGAACGCCUCCCGAAGUGCCGCAAUACCAGCCCUAAGUGCUGUCAAAAGGAACGCCUCCUCAAAGUGCCACUGCACCUGUACAGAAGUACAGGUAGCUAUUUACCUGCGUGUCCGUUAUACGGAACGCCCAUUUCAUUGGUGUAUCCGCUAUCACGGAUCACCCAAACAAGGAACGCCUCCAUAAGUGCCGUGCACCUGUAUUGGACCUACAGGUUGCCCAUUCCAGCGUCUCUCAAGUUAGGAACGCCCUUAAGUGUGACGCACACCGCACACUCCAGUUGAUUUUCUCACCUCAUUAGAAGGUGCCAUUCCAGAAGUUCCACCAACUUACGGGACACUUCCCAAGUGCCACAGAGCACCCAGUCUUUUCAGACAUUCUUUCAUUACCUCAUUCGCAGAACCCAUUUCCAGGUGAGUGCUACGUUACCAAGUAGGCACUCCCAUUCCAUCCAGUACUAUUCCUGGCCAUCAUUUUCAAAUUUAUCCGAGCCUCUACUGCAGCCUAAGGGAAAUGUCUUCCUGCUUCCAAGCCCCGGACCAUGAGCUGGACUCCCAGUAAGAGGUGGUUGCGGAGGUUCUGCACCACUUGCUGUGCGCGUGGGCAUGCUGUGGAUUCCGACCAGUGCCCAAGUCGAUCCCUACCUUGGGACGAGAGCUUCCAGGGUGAACUUCUCCAAGGCUACCAUGUAGCCCUCCCUGAUGAACAGUCUCCUACAGCCUAUCGGUGGGUACACGUCAUGGCCGAUGCCGAAGCCCAGGUCUCCCUCAUUUCAAGAAAGGCCUUGCCUAGGGGUGCCAAAAUCCAGAAGGACGAAGCCAUUGAGUUCAAAUGGAUAGAUGGCAACCUGUAUUCUGUUCCUUCAGUCCUUCUGAAGGUGCAAAUGCCCUUAUGGGACCAGGAGACCAGGGAAACCACAUUGUGCCUCCUGGGCAUAGUUGAUAAAUUUCAUGACGUUUAUCAGGUGAUAUUGGGCCGAGAUCUCCUGAAGCCGUAUCUCCCCUGGACACAGCUCCCACUACCAGAUGCACCGGAUCCCUGCAGCAUGCCAAAUAAUCAAUCAUCAGUUUUAGAUUCAGAGGUUAGUGCCACUGAUGUCCCUGACAUCCAUCCUAUUCCCAAGCCUGGCCCUGACCCAGUGUCAGAGCCCGAAGUUUCUUCCGCAUCAUCUCAGCCUCUUGCCAUUUCACCGCCUACCUCCUCCACUUUGGAAGAGGUGAGCCCACCAGUUAACCCCGGACUUGUUCCCGAGGGCGAUUCAACGGAGGAUUCCUUAACCUUCCCACAUCAAAUCACUGCUAGAGAGGACGCUUCACCUGUGCCUUGGUGACUAUCAAAAUUCGCAACCUGUGGUGCCAUCUCGGCCUUAUCACCCAGUGCCACGGAAGAAGUUCUGGAACAAGUUCUGCCGAGACUGUGGCUGCAAGGGUCACAUGUCUGCAAAUUACGGAGGGUGCGCUAAUCACAAUAUUCCCGCCAUCGCAAUAGCUGUCACCAAUUCUUCCUCACUAGCACCCCUCCAAAGUCAUUAUCCGCCAAGCCAUGUCAGAGCCUACGACAACUCUGGCGCUCCAAAUCUCCCUGAUAUGGGAAGAUCGAAUCCCCCGAGGGGACUAACAUCGAUAGACGUCAAUUAAUCAUCAUUGAAGGUAUCAACCAUAUUAAACUGAUCCUUCCGACCGUCCAAUUGAGGGUCACCAGACCUCACUCCUCCAAAUUAUGUACUCUUGCAGUUGCAAGCUACAUUCCAGGAGGUUACGACCUCCUCCUAGGGCAAGACAUGAAGUCUCCCUCACAUUUCAAAAAGCCUAGGGGUCCUAACCCCACGACAAAUCACUCCAAAGCAAAAAGCCAUCCAAGACCUACUUCCUCCCGGAAGUACGGCCACCAACAGUCUUCCCUGCUACCACAGUUCCGUUGCAAAACCUGUAACGUAAUAGGGCACUCCACUAAUUGGCUUAGGUGCCCUAGCAAGCUACCAGCAGCGGACACUGUCCAUGUUCCCCAAGGCUUAGCCUUCUACGAGAGACAGGAGCCUCUGUCCCCCAUUACCAAGGGCCCGCUGAGAGGUAUUGCACCUCCGGUACCCGUCACAGGUCCAGUCGACCUCAACACUCUGCCAGUGUCACUUGGCAGCACUGAGCAGUGCCAAGCUCCCUCCAGCCUGGAUGUAGAGACACCACAAACCUUGACCUUUGCACCUGGCCCCGAGCUAGCGCUGGCGCCUAACCUUAUCAAGGAUCCUCCUACAGGAGAUCCUCCAAUAGGCAUGGAGCUUACCGCAGCCCAUGGCCAAUCCCAAGACCAUGAGUCUUCAUCACCCUCACCUCUGUGGCCCGAGGAUGAACCUUCGGCAGACCUCACCUUUACACCUCCUCUGGACGACCAGGAACUGCCCGACCAGGAGUCAGCCUGGAGUCUUACCCUUACGACGGCUGUCGUAGCAGCCGAAGUGAGGGCCUCCCCUGAAGUAGGUUCCACCUCUACGACGGUUGCUGCAGAUACCGAAGUAGGAUGUUUUCCUGAAAUCCCUCAGGCUACCACUGCCUCUGCUCCUGAUGGCGUUUCUGGCCUUACCCCAGAGUCGGUGCCUCCGUCUACUCCUAGGACUGGUGUAGCCAGGCCCUGGAGGAAUAACAAAAAGAAGAGGAAGAAGAAGGGACGUAGCAAAUUAACAAACUAACCAAAGAGCCACAUGCUCUCCUUGACACCUGUGC
Messenger RNA from Macrobrachium nipponense, 8216 nucleotides. RefSeq lists its product as uncharacterized. The coding region runs from base 7280 to 8182 and encodes 300 amino acids. The record is from RefSeq and is a predicted model, not a curated record. NCBI's taxonomy places the organism in Eukaryota, Metazoa, Arthropoda, Malacostraca, Decapoda, Palaemonidae. The transcript has 2 exons.